AUGACUACCACUGACAAUUCCUACACCUUAACCUUGGUCGGCGACGUCAUGUUAGCCAGACAGGUAGACCAACUCCUCCCAACCUCCAUCGACAGUCCAAGAGAUGCCCGAAACGUCUCCGACCUCAAAUCCAAGCACCCAUCAACACUAAAUGAAAACGCCUACACUCCAUCCGCACCAUGGGGAACAACUCUCCCUCUACUCCGCUCCACAGAUCUCUUCCUCAUAAACCUCGAAACAUCCGUAACAACUACCAACCAAGCAUGGCCAAACAAGACAUAUAACUACCGCAUGCACCCCGCAAACCUGGGACCCGUUCUGCACGCCGCACAUGUUGAUUAUGCCAGUUUGGCAAAUAACCACGUUCUCGAUUAUUCAGAGGAAGGACUAGUUGAGACAGUUUGGACGUUAAAAGAGACUGGGAUUUCCUUUGCGGGCGCAGGUGAAACUACGGAUGAAGCGUAUAAACCUGCGGUGUUAUGGGUUCCGCGUUCUGUGCAGGAGUUUCAUUCUAGACGUGUUGAUGGGAAGGUCGUUCUUCCUAGCCAACAUCGAUCUGAAUCUGGGGAGAACAAUGGGUUCAGAGUUCAUGUUUAUUCUGCUUCGGAUCAUCCACUGGAUUGGGCCUCUGUUCCGACAUUCCAUUUUCUUGAUUACUCAGAGUCUACACGGGAAAGACUGAGGAGAUUAUGCGUGGGAUCUGGUAUACAGAAUGAUUCAUCUGAAUCGGACACAAGGCCCGCAUUGAAGAUCUUCUCUGUGCACUGGGGUCCGAACUAUACAUGGUCUCCGUCAGAUCAAAUCCGCUCGUUGGCGCAUUUUCUUAUUGAUGAGUGCGAUGUGGAUAUUGUGUAUGGGCACUCGUCUCAUCAUAUCCAGGGUGCCGAGGUUUAUCAUGGUAGGGUUAUUCUUUAUGGCUGUGGGGAUUUCGUGAAUGAUUAUGUGUUUCGGGAGACAUAUCGGAAUGAUCUUGGGGCUGUAUGGAGGGUUAUUGUUCGUGAGGCCGAGAAGGAUAGGCUUAUGCUAGAUAGGUUGGAGAUUUUUCCUACGAGGCUUGAGCAGUUUCGAGCUUGUUUGCUUGGUAUUGAUGCUAAGGAUCAUGCCUGGGUGAGAGAAAAGAUUCAGGAGUUGAGUUUGGAAUUGGGAACUGUUGCUCGAGAGGAGCUAGGACAGGAUGGACAAGUUAUUAUUGAUAUAAAUGCAUGA
This is a messenger RNA of Penicillium malachiteum, 1206 nucleotides long. RefSeq names its product CapA family protein. The record is from RefSeq and is a predicted model, not a curated record. Lineage: Eukaryota; Fungi; Ascomycota; Eurotiomycetes; Eurotiales; Aspergillaceae. The transcript has a single exon. The coding region runs from base 1 to 1206 and encodes 401 amino acids.